CAGAGAGAUCCUUAUCACCCGAAUAGCUAGCUCAGCAAAGAAGUCAACUGGAUCGAACAAGGAGCUCUGGCAUAUUAAUCUAGCCAGCCUGUUGGCUACUGUAUAAGCUUGACACCGGACCUUGCAUCUGUGCAGUGGUUUAUAGGUACGUGUAAUGGGUGGUCUGGAGUCAAAGUUCAACGGGCUCCUCGUGGAGGGGAGGAAGGAAGAUGCCGAGGUCAUGUGGAAGGCGAACCCUGAUCUGCAGAGUAGGUUCAGACCCAACGCCCAGAUCAAGUUCAGUCCGACUAGGGACACACCCCUUCAUUGUACGACACGGCACGAGAUGCAGACACUCCUCGAGGUGUUCCUUGAUAAGGGGGGUAACCCCUUCGUUAGCAACAGUAGCGGGGACACCCCCCUUCACCUCGUAUGUACGUCGGCGAAAUUCAGCUCUAGAAGAUCGAAACGAAAAGCCGACCAACUUCAACUGCUUCUCAAUAAAAUGACGCCUGCAGAAAUCACUCAAAGUUUGAAGAAAGACGAGAGCAAGAAGAGUACUACUGAGAGUAGGUUUACGCAAAGUCUCUUAUGGUUUGGUGGAGUGGGCGGAGCUCGUGAUGGAAGUGAGGGGUGUGGUGCGGAGGCGGGCCUCGGAGUACAGAAUAAGGCUCGGAACACUCCGCUCCAUUUGGCAGCUGCUUCUGGUUUACUCGACUGUGUGGAGCUCCUCCUGGCUCACAACGCCCCCCUAUUUGUACAUAACGUGGCUGAACAGACACCGUGUGACGUGGCGUGGGAGGCAAAGCAACUGAUCAUUGCCAAGCAACUCGAGUCUAAAAUGGUGUUUGCUAAUGAUGAUAAAGGUGAAACAGCUAGUCGACCGAAAGAGAGAAUAAAGAUGGAUUCGUUUCAUGACUCCCGUGCGCUGCAGAUGCUCAAGAAGGAGAUUGUGGAGAAUGUGUCUAGAGAGCAUCAGAUACCCGAGUUCCCAGCACAAGCUUUGCUCAUGGCGUACGGUUGGUCGGAGGAGCUGGUGCGUGAAGCCUGGGAGAACGAUAGGGAGGGGGCGUGUGAGAAAGCCGGGAUCGAUGUUGACAUGACAACAGAGGGAGCAGUUAACGGAGAAGACAGCUACACGUCACUAUCAGUACACAGAUGUGGUAUUUGCGAUUAUGAGAUUCCACCGAUGGACCGAGUGAGAGUUCCUUGUGACCAUAACUUCUGUCAGGACUGCUGGACACUUUAUCUAGAGAGUCAGAUUAACGAAGGAGCUGGACGAGAGAUUCGUUGCCCUGGUUACCAGUGCUACAAAUUAGUCCCUGAGGAAGUAAUCAGCGAUAUGGUGUCAGCUGACCAGCUACAGAAAUACUCGGAUCUAAACCUCAAACAAUUUGUGGAAUCGUCAUCGGACAUUCGCUGGUGUCCGUUCCCAGACUGUGGUUACGCCAUAUGCAUCGGCGGGAAAGGAGAUGUGGCCAUACCCACUAAUGGUGGUGUGGUCAGUGACGAUGACUCCACCCCUGGACGCAACGUUGAGUGCGGUAGAGGUCAUGGUUUUUGUUGGCACUGUAUGAAGGAGCCACACGAGCCGACAUCAUGUGAGCUCUGGGAACGAUGGAAGGAGGUGGUCUCACGAAUGACAAACGAUGACGAGGCAAAGAAGGUAGCCUCACAGGCACAAGCAGACGCUCGCUGGAUCAUAAGAAAUACAAAGCCUUGCCCACACUGCAGAGCUCCAAUUCAGAAGAACGACGGAUGCAAUCACAUGACUUGUAAACAGUGUCGCCAUGAUUUCUGCUGGGUGUGUCUUGAUCCCUGGAGUCUUCAUAACCACAGAACUGGGGGAUACUUUACCUGUAACCGGUUCACUGCUCAGGAGAAGGCCAACACGACUGUGGAGAGGUCCAGAGGAGACAUGGAGGCUGCCUAUGUUAAGAAAGCUACAGAGGACCUUCAGUCGCACACUAAGAGAUUCCAGCAUUAUUAUGACAGAUACAACAAUCAUCUACACAGUCUGGAUAUUGAAAUGAAGUUGCUUCAAGAGUCGACUGGUAAGAUGAGAGAACUGGAAAGACUCGGACUGGCUCUCGACAAGAAAGUGGCUCGGGUCAAAGGUCAAUCUGAUGCCACCAUUGGGGUGAACUCUCCUCUCACUCCACAAAAGAAAAUCAGUGUUUUCACAACUGGAGAAGCAAAAAACUUUCUCGACGAUAUUUUCCGAAUUCUUCUGAGAGCGAGGAGAAUCCUGUCAGCCUCAUAUUGCAUUGGAUACUUCAUCCCUGAUACAGAUAAGGAGGCCCUGGGGGCACAUGAAGUAUUGCAGGGCAAACUAGAGGAAGCAGUGGAGGUUGUCUCGGAGAUGGUCAAUAGACAAUACCUCCAAACACCACGCUCUAAAAUGAACGAAGCCGCUGGAAAUGUCGACUACCUUUGCAGCGAAUAUCUCACCGAAAUGUCUGUGGUUGCGACAAUCGCCGAUCUGGCAGUAAAAGAAGCGGAAAAGCCUCCACCUCCGCGUGCCACCCCGCCCACUCCACGGGAGGACAGCCCGCCCCCUCGUAUGGGGGUGAUUCCCCUCGGCUUUGGACCAGACGUUCCCGACCAACCGGAUGGAGAGAGGCGCUUCCGUUUGAUUGGUCUAUUGAAUCCCGAUGGAACAUUGCAUAUUUUACGAGUACCAGAAGAGGAGUUUCAAUUUCUUAGGGCCCCAGCAGACUAAUUAGCGUUAUGUGAAUGUACUUGUGAACUACAUGUAUAUAAUAAUUAUGAGUAUUCUGUUCAACAAUUUAGCUGUGUGUGUGUAUGUAUAAACAUGUUAUUUUUCAUGUUGUUUGCACA
Molecule: messenger RNA, 2820 nt
Organism: Halichondria panicea
Lineage: Eukaryota; Metazoa; Porifera; Demospongiae; Suberitida; Halichondriidae
Product: ankyrin repeat and IBR domain-containing protein 1-like
Exons: 20
Coding region: 155-2701 (848 amino acids)
Biological process (GO): ubiquitin-dependent protein catabolic process; positive regulation of proteasomal ubiquitin-dependent protein catabolic process; protein polyubiquitination
Cellular component (GO): ubiquitin ligase complex; cytoplasm
Molecular function (GO): ubiquitin protein ligase activity; ubiquitin conjugating enzyme binding; zinc ion binding
Source: RefSeq, a predicted model, not a curated record